UGCAAGUCAGUCGCAAAUAUUCCGACGUUUGCGAGUUUUGUUUGUUAAUUUCAUGAUAUAGUUAAUUACGUAGCUGCAGUAAUCAUACGCGGGGUUAGUGUGCAGUCAGUUUGCUCUGGAAAUCUGUCCAGCAGUCUAAAUAUGGUUCUGAAGGGUCGCCGGAAACGACUUUUACUGGCUUAAAGAAAUCACAUCCGACCUGUGCAUCAUGAGGAUGGCUCGGCGAGUAUUCGUGAACAUAUAACAGCACACUCUCGCCGCCGGAGAGGGGUUAUAUAUUUAUGUUUAGCGAGGACUGACAGUUGUAAACGUGAACGCGAUAUAGGUACUGCUUUAUGAAACAUGUCUGACUUGCUCUCGAUUUAAUUGUGUUCGUUUCGGGGGCCUUCGAAACCCUGACAUGCAUGAGGAGCCUGUCCAUUGACAUCAGUAUGCAUAAGACCUAAACGUAAAAAACAGUCGUGAAGUAAAUAUGAAUAAUUUCUUUAAUGAAUUACAUGCGAAACGUGUGAUGAUAUUUCCGACGAAACCUGCUCAGUUUCAUUCAUGCUAUUAUUCCUUACAAAACACCAGCUGGUGUUUUAAUGCAUCACUAUUUAUGUGUAUAAAGGGAAAUGUAUGAGGACGUGUAAACAUCCCGUUAAAAGAUGUUGUCCAAUCCUCCGGCUGAACUGAAAGGGACAGAGCAGGUGCCUGCGUCUGCGGCUGGUCCAUGCCAUCGUGCUGCUCAGUCUUUGCUGUAUCAGGAGCAGCUGGCUGUAGGAUGCAGAGAAACCAGCAGGGAGGAGAUUGAAUCUGGUGACAGAACACGAUCCUCAGACUUUGGGAAAGGCGUGAAGGAAGUUCAUCUGGAGAAUGAAGGAGCUCUGAGACAGAUGACAUUUGAUCCAAAAAGUAGUAACUUUGGAGUCGGUCCUAGUUUGACUCGCAUGCACAUGUGUACUCAGCAAGAGGCCAAGUUUAGGGAUCCACGAUGGACAUCUGCCACCUUCAAUUCUGCUCCUCCAGCUGGACCAUCAGGAGAGCAGCUUGGAACUCUGGAAAGAUUUCUUGUGUCCCAUCAAAAUGAGAUGAAGCGUCUGCUAACUGAUACCUUCGGAUCUCUUACUCAGCGUCUUGAGGCAAUGGAGAGGAGGAUGGACCAACUGUGUUCACAAAGCAGUGCACAUACCCACAGUUUAGCUCAGCUGCACAGUAAAGUUGGCCAGCUGGGAAGAGACUUGUCCUUUAGCUGUCCAAAUACUCCAAGUGUUUCAUCAGCUUGCAGUUAUGGAGUGGAUGCAGACAUGCUGCAAGACUACAAAGAAAUCAUCUCAAAUAUCUCCUCUCCCGAAUCAAAGAAGGACCCUGUGUGUUCUUGGGCAAUGUCAACACCUUCCCAGUCCAGCCAAAGUCCCACUCAAAAGCCUGAGGACCUGAGCUGUCAGGAUCCAAGUAGAGAUUGUAGCAGCUCCAGUUCAUCGUGUGGAAUUCUAAAAACGUGCCCUUCGGGACAAACUGACAAUUGUUUGCAGGGUAACUACUCACCCGUUUCAGAUUUUGAAGACCUGGAGAUGGAACUGGAAAUUGAGAAGGACAGAGUUGCUUUAAACUUAUUGGUCGAUUCUGUGCUCAGCAGCUCAGAUGACAAUGACCGCUGGGGACUUCCUUGUAAUCAAGAAGUACUGUCCUCUGAUAGUGUAGAGAAUAAUAAAUCUGUUCAGGAAGGAGAAGGUACCUUGAAUAAUCAGUGUUUACCUGUUUCUGAAAAACCUCGGGUGCCUUCCAUUCAGUUUCUCAGAUCUUCAGCUCCUAGUGGCUUAACGUCAAACACAAAUACAGAUCAUCUUUGUUCAUUUUCAAAAGCAAUGAAGCUCUCUUGGAAACCAGUGGCAUUGACAGAUUUCUCUAAAGACGAGUGUGAAAAAAGCCAGCAGCAGUCUUUUAGUCAAAGGACCUUUCCUUUCUCCACUAAGCCACUAGGAGCGCAACCCAACCCUGAUAAACCCAAGGGUUGUUCAGUUCAGACUUCUAAUAAGAAUGAAGACGCGAUCUUGGACAAGAUCAAAACAAAUGGUUUUUUUCACUCUACUAUUACUUCACUAAAUAAUAGUACUUCAGUCUUGGAUCACAUCCCAGCGUCAAGGUAUAUAGAUGGACUGACAGGGUCAACUGCUGGAGAUUCUGACGAGAGCACAAAGAUAGGUAAUAAGGGACAAAGCGUUGAUUGGCAGUACUCAAAUGUAUCAUACUCAAAGGAUAGCCCAAUAAAACUCCCUUUUCAAGGGUCAUCAAUCCUGCCAUACUGUGAACUUGCUUUAUCAAACCAAUUAGUAAAAGGUGUAGGUGACCAAAAAUCAAUGACAUUUCAACAAGCACACUCCACUUCCCAUCUCUCGGCCCCAAGAAAUGGGUCUUCCAAAUCAUUUUUAGACAGUGAUACUAACAAACUGUUGAAUCAGCUCUCGGAUACUGCCUAUCGCUUGGUGUCCAGAAGCUGUUCUUCAAGCGACUUGAAUAGAUGGACUGGUUGCAGCAGAACUGGAUCCAAACUCAAACAAUGUGGUGGAAAGAAACCUCACUUUCCUGGAUUUCCCGCUCUAAAAGAAGGACAAAGAAAGGGUUUCUCCAACUUUGAGCAGGCAGGAGGGAUAUCCAAACAUUGGCAGCCGAUUCUCGAGGACUUGAUACUUCCUGUCUCUUCUCGAUUUUCUGGUACACAAGCUUGUCAUUCAGACGCUUUACCUAUCAACCUGGAUAAAGACUCUGCGUGUUGUCCUAGCUUAUCUCAACUUUUUCGGCCCACCACUCCACCUUUGUCUACUUUAAGCAAAGGGAGCUUCUCUGGGGCAGGUGUUAGUACCGUUCUGGCUUUAUCUUCUCCAGCUUCCUUCAGACUGUGGUUUCGACACAGGCGGAUCAGCUUUCCUCUUAUGCAGUUGACACGUCCUGGUAUCCAGACGGUUGUGAGUCAGAUUUUGGGAAGGUGCAAGUUUCAUCCUUUUCGACCUCUGGUUGACUUUACAGCUCCACCAGGCGUAGACAACGAUCACCACUAUAUAUGCCGAUCCAGUCAAGAAGCUACACCCAGCAGGAAAAGAGCUUCAGCACGGAAAGCCACCUCAUCUUCAUCAGUGUGUCAUCUGUCAAAAAUUAGUUUCACACCAGAAAGGAGUCUGGAUCACUCUUCUCGGCACACCAUCAGCCCCAAGUCUGUGCGAUUGGAUGAAUCCGCUACUGAAUCUGUGCCUAGUUUUGCUAUUGCCAGUGCAAAUGUCAAAUACCCUGGUUUACACAGUCGGGUGGCAUCAACAGAAAUGAACCAGGUGGAACUCUACGACACUAAUGCUGAAGCUCAAGGAGGUCAACGUUCCAAAAGGGUCUCCCAAAUUCGUAUUCGUAAGACAGUUCCCAAACCAGAUAACAACCUUACUCCAAUGGGACUCCCCAAACCAAAGAGGCUGAAGAAAAAGGAAUUCAGUUUGGAGGAGAUUUAUACCAACAAGAAUUACAAGUCUCCAGCCCCUAACAGAAGCCUAGAGACGAUAUUCGAAGAACCAAAAGAGAAGAAUGGCUCUUUGGUAUGUAUUGGUCAUCAGAAACGAAAGCGAGUUCUAGACUUCCCAGAUUUCACACUGCCUCGCAAGCGCAAGGCUAAAACGAACCUGGGUCCACUGCGUGUGAAAGGACCACGAGGACGGGCUCGUAGGGGUAGACAGGACAACGCUGACCUUGAUGUAUUGCUAAUCGAGAAGCUCACAGAGCUGGAAGACUACUUCUCUCACCAAGGCCUGGAGGUUUAAGCUCAGUUUUUCACAAAUCUUUAUUCUCGGUUACCAAAAAUGUUGGUUUUAAUCUUUUUGCCUGAACAAGGAAAGAAUUUGAGCUUGUUCAGCCAUCGUUGUUCAAAGAGCGUUUAGCAAUAGAGGGAAAAGAACACUUUCUUGUAGCAUUUACAGUUGAGACUUAAGAGUGUGUGAAGUGGACUGACCCAAAAGACAUUUGAGCAAUGAGCGUGUGUGUGUGUGUGUGUGUGUGUGUGUAAUAUAAGCACAUUAUAGUAAACCUUCACUUGAGCACUUUCUGUAUCCUCACAAUGUGACUGCUGCAACCUAGUUGUGUUGUGUUUCUCUUGCAUUUGCAACAUGUUGCUUACCAACACGCUCCUAACUGUCGUUUUCUGGCAAAAAAAAGAGAAAUAAUGAUUGAUUGUGUGGUUUAAGCCCUUCAAGGUCUCUUAAAAACAAGGAGAUGUUCAUUCUUGACUACUAAUGACAUCUGAAAGUGCUUUCUAAAUGAAAAUGCCGAGGGAUUUGCUGCCAAAAACAAGAAUACGAAAAUACGAAUAUUCUUUUAAAUAUUCUAAGGUACGGUGCAGUGUUUGAUCACUAUAUUCUUGCGAGAUGUUCUAAAAUUCUUAAUGCAUUUCACCAUAGAAAUAAUUCUUUACUUUGUGUUUCUGUAUUUGUUGUUCUUGCAGGGCUGUCAUGAAUUAGCCAGUUUUGAAAUGGGAUUUCCCUCAACCUUCUCACCUUUAGCUGCUAGACUUUUAAAUUGAACUUCUUCAGCUGUUUGACAUUGUUUUGAAAAUCACUAAAUGAAUCAUUUAUUCACCCUUCAUGUCAUUCCAAACCUGUAUGACUUUCUUCUUCAGAAUGCAAAAAGAUAAAAAUGUCCAUAUAAUGAAAGGUAAUGGAACCCAAUGUUGUCAUUUGGACAAAAACAGUUGCAACAUACUUCAAAAUAUCUUCUUUUGUGCUCCACAGAACCAAGUAAAUCUUGCAGGAUUGGAAUGACAUGAGGGUGAGGAAUUAAUGACAGAAAUUCAGUUUUAAGAAAACUGUCCCCUAAGGUUUUUUGGUUUAUAUAGCUAAGAGAACAUUCUGAGUUAUGGAAUACAUGUUUGCCGUGAAUCUAUGGUUCUUUUUUGCUGGCUUAAUAUCUGGUUGACAUUAGGGAAGCGUUUGGUUAGAUCCACCUUCCACAUUUCUGAUCUGAUAUUUACUGGGUGUUAUAUGCAGCUAAUUAAGUGAUGAGCUGGCCAGAUUAGACAUAUUUUUAGUUUUAGUUUUAUCAUUCCAUUGUGCGAUAUACUGCCACAAAGUUCUCAUAUCUUGAUGAUGAAACUAAGGUAACAUUUUUUGUUUUGAUGUGGUGUAUUGUCUUUUUUUUAAUACAAAGCUUUUACAAUCAAUUGUAAUUAACCUUGGACCUAUUACCUAUAGCUUUGAAAGUCUAUCAUCUGCACUUGACCCCCAAAUAAUCUGAGCCUUUGCCCGGCGAGCAUCUCUGUGCCAGUAUGUGAUCGAAAUGUGCUUACAAUGCAACCUAUAGACAUGUAUUGUCUCUUUCAAUCACUUUGAACUGUUAGAAUUGUACUCGCAGGCCCAAAUGUAAAAAAGGCUGAUGUGUGUUUACGCAGCUCUGUUGGUGGAACCAGUUGUUAGAUCUUUUUUUUUCUUACUACACAUACAGUGUUACAGAAACCGCUGCUGUUGUGCUUCUCUUUGAGCUCACCAGCAGAUCAACACUAAGUAUUGCUUGA
Molecule: messenger RNA, 5524 nt
Organism: Sinocyclocheilus grahami
Lineage: Eukaryota; Metazoa; Chordata; Actinopteri; Cypriniformes; Cyprinidae
Exons: 9
Coding region: 648-3782 (1044 amino acids)
Source: RefSeq, a predicted model, not a curated record